AUGUAGUCCAGAAUAUUAUAUUUAGAAGCAUAAUAUACCUUAUAUUGGAGCUUAUUUUCUAAUUCCUUUAUAUACAUUUCAAGUUUUAUUAACUUAUCAGCAUCCCAUGGACUAUAUUUUGUUUUAUCUGCUCAAAUGCUUUCAAACUCAUUUUAUUUUAGGAUUUUUAUUUUUAUCUCUUCCAGCUGGAUUUUGCUAUUUCCCUUUCACUUCACAUGCAGCUUGUAG
Messenger RNA from Castor canadensis (American beaver), 228 nucleotides. The record is from RefSeq and is a predicted model, not a curated record. NCBI's taxonomy places the organism in Eukaryota, Metazoa, Chordata, Mammalia, Rodentia, Castoridae.